CCCUCCCCCUUCUCUCCGUUUCUCUCUCUCUCGUGUAGGCCACGCUACCCACACACCGCCACCCGAGUGGGGGCUGACCACCGGGUGGCUGGCGUGGCGUGGCACGGCGACCUGGAACAGGGGAGCCGCGUUGCAGUUGGCCCGUGCGGCUGCACAGUAGUGUUCCUGGCGUGGUGGCGAGCAGGCGUUCUGCGCGCCACUGUGCCCUCCUCGUCCAAGAGUGAUAGAGCCAUCAAAGGGAGCUGCCAGCUUUCCGAAAGCACUCGACAUUCAUUAGAGAACUCCGGCACAGCUGUUUCUUUCUUCUCGGGGCUCAACUCUGCUGACGGUAAAAGUAAACGUGUGGCUAGACGGCACGAGCUGAGCGCACCAAACUGUUUAUUUCCCCGGCAGAGCAGAGCUCGGUUCGAGGCUCGGUGAGCCCACGGCCGGCCCAGAGCACACACGGCCAAGGCCGUGAGGUCUACCCGGCCGGUGGCCCGGGCGCACAAGUGUAUCACUAGCCCUACCCAAGAUAGAGAGGAGUGGCAAUGGCCGGCAACGGCCUUCAUAGUUCGCCUGCGCACGUUUUUCAUUCGGAUUGAAGCAGCGGAUAUUGGAGAGCGAGAAAUGGACAGCAUAGAUAGAGGGCUCAAGACCUGCAAAAGCCCCUUGAUGAGACAGGAAGGACUACGCUCUCUGCACGCCAAAUGUUUGCCAAAGCUCUCACCUCUAACCUCUAACGAUCUGCCGACAGCCAUGGUGCUGGCGUUUAUGCCGUUCCUGGCCGCCAACUGGCUCUACAUCCUGGCGGGCAUCUUGUGCUUCGUGACGGCGCGCCUCACCAUCGCGCCGAGCUACGUCUCCGCGCUGCGCACGGGCAAGCAGCGCCGCGUGUACCUCAACCCCGACCAGGCCGCCGAGCUCCCCGACGAGGACGCCGACUGCCCCGAGGACGGCGAUGACGGCCCCGCGCCCUCGCUGCCCGCCGACCUCGAGCACGUGCCGCUGGACUUCGAGCGCUUGUCCGAGGAGGAGAUGGCGGCGCGCGCCCGCGAUUUCUACAGCGUCAUGGACCGGCGGCGGACCGUGCGCGCCUUCAGCAGCGACCCCGUGCCCAUGGCCGUCAUCGAGGACCUCGUGCGCACGGCAGGGACGGCGCCCAGCGGCGCCCACACCGAGCCCUGGACAUACGUCGUGGUGUCCACGGACGACCUGAAGGAGCAGGUGCGCGAGAUCGUGGAGCAGGAGGAGCUCAUCAACUACACGCAGCGCAUGGGUGACCAGUGGACCACCGACCUCAAGCCGCUCCGCACCAACUGGGAGAAGGCCUACCUGACGGACGCGCCGCACCUCAUCAUGGUGUUCAAGCAGCAGUACUCGCUCAAGGAGGACGGCAGCCGCCGCAACCACUACUACAACGAGCUGUCCGUGGCCAUCGCCAGCGGUAUCCUCAUCACCGCCAUCCACUACGCAGGGCUGGUCACGCUCACGAGCACCCCGCUGAACUGCGGGCCUGCGCUGCGCGCGCUGCUGGGCCGCCCCGCCAACGAGAAGCUCACGCUGCUGCUGCCCGUCGGCUACCCCGCCCCGGACGCCACGGUGCCCGACCUCCGGAGGAAGCCUCUCGACGAGAUCCUGGUUCGUCUGUGAGGAUGAUGGGUCAAAGUCGAGAUUCUUUACAAUCUAUUUUAAGUGUUUUCUUUUAUACGACAGUACGAGGCACGGUACGCCUUGAUUUUUAAAAUAAAACAGAACGUAUAGGCA
Frankliniella occidentalis (western flower thrips) is the source of this 1746-nucleotide messenger RNA. RefSeq names its product iodotyrosine deiodinase (gene Iyd). Gene Ontology annotation, molecular function: oxidoreductase activity. The record is from RefSeq and is a predicted model, not a curated record. Lineage: Eukaryota; Metazoa; Arthropoda; Insecta; Thysanoptera; Thripidae. Bases 610 to 1632 code for a protein of 340 amino acids. The transcript is spliced from 7 exons.